CUUUUCUUAUAAUUGAACAUCUAUCAACUUCACAGCUUCAAAUUAGGGAUGGUGAAAUUAAUUUCACCAAUUCAACCAAAAGUGGUGAAACUAUUUCACCACUUAGUUUUAUUUUACCAGCACCUUUAAAAAUAAUUAUUAUAAUCCAUUUAUGA
Racocetra persica is the source of this 155-nucleotide messenger RNA. NCBI's taxonomy places the organism in Eukaryota, Fungi, Glomeromycota, Glomeromycetes, Diversisporales, Gigasporaceae. The record is from the annotation of a GenBank genome assembly.